Molecule: messenger RNA, 2604 nt
Organism: Oryzias melastigma (Indian medaka)
Lineage: Eukaryota; Metazoa; Chordata; Actinopteri; Beloniformes; Adrianichthyidae
Gene: lg7h1orf174
Product: linkage group 7 C1orf174 homolog
Exons: 4
Coding region: 661-1179 (172 amino acids)
Source: RefSeq, a predicted model, not a curated record
UCCAACCUAAAACUAACUUCACCGCAGUUCAUCUCAGGCGCCUUUCUCCGCCCCCUCCUGCAGCAGCUGGUCUCACCGACGAUGCAGGCGAGGCGCUGGGUGAUCUCAAAAACACCUAUUAUCUGACCGCAUCACACCACCUAACUCCCGUCACUUACCGGUCUAUUUCCGGUUCUGUCUCCGAACCUCGUGGACUUGCCUGAACUUUAAUGUAAGUUCAUAAAAAAAAAAUCUGCGGCGACGCACCAUAGACUUAAUAUAUAAUGCGACGCACAGGUGAGAAAGCUGGAGUUUAUUUCAAAAUAAAAGUCUUGAUUUUAAAAUCGUAACUAAAACGUAUAGAUGUUUGAACUGAAGAACGGGUUACAUUAAUAAUAAAAAAAACAUAUGAACAUUUUAUCGUAAAAGAGGAAACGUAAGCUAAUCCCCACAAAGACAACAAAAAAAGCUUCGGCGCGUUUUACUAUGCGAUGCUGAACAGACAGGAAAUGCGUCACGGCUCCGUCUGCGAGCGCGUCCGUGACCUCGGAGUGAACCCGCAGCAGGAAGCAGCGGCGGGAACGGCGGCUCAGCGACGCGCGUUGGAGGACUCAGCGCCGUUACGCCGUUAACGUGGAUCUGAAGAAGACAACCGGAAUACAACCGACGGAGAUCAGCGCGAUGUCUGGACGUCUCGGGAAGUUGAGGUCCAGAAAGAGGAAGAGCCGCUCUGAGCCCAAACCCUGCAGAACGGUUUCCACCGCCGGGACUGGGCGCUUGAAACGGCCCAGGGCAGAUUCAGGGGGUGGGUCCAGAGGAGCAGGUGAUCCUGAGAAGCGGUCUCACGAGCAGCAGCGGUCUGCUAGCCGGAGACGCUCCACUUCGGUGCAGCCGGUGGGACAGGAGGGAAAAGAAAACGAGUUGAGGACUGGGGAAGAGUGCGACAGGAAGGGGGCCGUCCCUGAAAAACAGGAGCUGAACCCCCCAGCCUGUGAAGACCCGGACAAACCCCCAUUUCCAGACGACGACAGUAACCAGAUCCUUCCUGUGGAGCAGUUCUUUGGAAACUUGGACAUUGUACAGGACUUUCCUCAGAGAUCACCAACAACUUCAGCUGGAGUCCCAAAACGGAGCAGGAGGCGACAGUUCUUAGCCAUGGAGGACAGCGAGGAGGAGGAGGGGCUCAGCAACACGCAGUAAGAGAAAGGCCUCCUCGGAACGUUUGAGGUGGACUUGAAGAGGAACGAGUCCUACUGUACAUUCAACCAAACGCCAUCAUCUACUGAGACCCGAGUGAAGGACGGAACUUCAGCCACGGGUGGAGUUUCUGGUUCCUUUGUCAUGAAACCACUGAUUUCCUUUUGUGUUUCCAUGGUAACUGGUCACAGGAACAGAUGAGGUUGAGUCACAGACAUAGACAGUAACUGAAAACCGGAUUGAGUGAAAGUGAGGUCAUUCAUAGAAAUCUGUUUAUUUCUGGCUCCAGCCAAAUGGAGUCAGUUCAGUUGCCAUUUUUUCAGUGAGCUGUGAUUGGUCUGAGUCAUCGUUUCUAUGGCAACCACUCUCCAAUCAGGAAUGAGCUUGUUGGAAGGCCACGCCCCUUCCAUUUGAAAGCAGACUACACAAGAUCCGUCAGACAUUUUCAACAUUGGACGUGGGGGCCAGUAGGCCCCGCCUAUUUUAUUGAUGCUUCUGAUUGGUCAGAUUAUAACUUGAUUAACUUGAACUACAGAAAAAAUAUGAAAAAAUAUCAUAAAAGGUGUCAGAGCAAGAACGUUUUUCUGACCAGUAGAAUGACUGAGUAACGGCUGCUUACUUCUCUGUAGACAUCUAUGGAACUUCCUGUUUGGAACAUGGGGGGGGGGGCACUCAGUCCAGUUGUCAUAUACUGUCUCUGGUCAUGGCGUCUUCUCUUCUGGAAACAUUGCAUCGCUCAUCCAGGACUGAUGAAGCUACUUUGAGAAGACGAGUCCAGACGCCUCGACUGCCUCAGCACGCCGUCACCUGGAUGAAUGACGACCUUCAUCAUGUUUGGAACAGACGCAUCAAACUCAACAGUUUGGCUUUUGUUUUGGUUAAAAUGAAGGUCAAACGUUCUCAUCGUUCCAUGAUCCUGGAUGUCCAAUCCUGUCUCCAUAAGAUCAAAGCAAACAUGGAUGAAAGGUCGAUGAUGUCAAGUAUCAGAACCCUGACAGCAGACCUGCUGUACAAGUUUGACUUCUGAUUCACCAGAAGUUCCUCCAAAUGUUGGAGAGUCGGCAGCUUUUCCUCAUGAAUGUGUGAAGACGCCCGCGCAGCUAAUAAUCCUGAAGGAGCUUCUUCAUGAAUGACAUAUGUUGAUGUAAAAGUUUGUAUUUUUCUAUGGAUUUCCUCUGGAGAUGAUCAGUAGAUAUGUUGGAUUUUGAGUCUUUAGUGAGCAGGUUAAAUUAUUGCACUAAACACAUCCUGACAUGUUUUUGUAUAAACAGAUCAUUCUGUAAAAUCUUGUACAUAAUUUACUGCCUUAUUUAUGCAAAACGCUUCGAUAUUUUUCAUUUGUGUUUGAGCAGAGUUUAUAAUCUAUGAUUGUAUUUUACAUCUUUGUGCCAAAAUGAUGGAAAAAUAAAACUUUUUCCUGAUUGUGAA